Echinococcus granulosus is the source of this 1905-nucleotide messenger RNA. RefSeq lists its product as hypothetical. The record is from RefSeq and is a predicted model, not a curated record. The transcript is spliced from 2 exons. Bases 1 to 1905 code for a protein of 634 amino acids. NCBI's taxonomy places the organism in Eukaryota, Metazoa, Platyhelminthes, Cestoda, Cyclophyllidea, Taeniidae.
AUGCCACUGGAAUUGGGCAAAAAAGUUGUCAUCUCCAAGCAUUCUCCCAUGCUUAAACGUCAGGGUAUGGGUUGUGCCGAUUCCGCCAGUGGUGAUCGAAAUGAGCAGCAAAUGCUAUUUCCCAAAUUACAUGGAAGUGAACGAAUUUCACCUUCCACACAAGCUGACUCUAUCAGUUUUCAAUGCCGUUUGCUAAAGCAGAAAAAUAAAGAGCGAAACUUACUAGAACAGCAGCCAAACGCUUCAUUUGUGGUAGAAACAAAGGAAGAGCUUAAUCAGAAUAGGGGAAUUUUGAGUCAAGAGGGAAUUUUGAGACGAAUGAGGGCGGAAAAAACACUUGACCAGAUUAUUCGCAGCACAAAACCUAGCUUUUGUCGUGCUCGACCUUCCACUUCAUCGGAGAAAGCAGACAAUGAGGAUAGAAACAUUUCGAAUGUAGAAAAUUUUGAAGGAUACUUAUCUGAUCCAAAAUUCGGCGGUGAAACAAAUGACAGGUCUGUCGGCUCCCCAAAUUCUAGCAAGGAACAGCCCAUUCAAGAAGUUGCCCCCCUGAACUCCACUGGUGAAUUCCAGGAUAAAUCUAACGACUCUUCUAUGGAUAAUCAAGAACCAAAUUUUGACGGCGAAAGGGUAUUCAGGAAGUAUCGCGAUGGCUCUGCCAUUAAGUUCCAAGCCACAACGGAAUACAUAGAACUACCGCUCAGCAAAGAGAAGGCACGAGUCCCAUUGAAGAAGAUCCUCCCAGUGAAACACCUUCCCACUGACCCACUGACUAAACUUAGAAAAGAAAAAUGUCUCUUUUCUGUCGGUUUUAAGGUAACAGAUCGAACAGACAGCAAUAAGACACUGAAUGAUAAUGAACAAAUACAUGUAACCGCUCUGAUUCGUCUCUGCGAAGCCUACACCAAGAACCUCGGUUCAAAUUAUCUCCGUGCUUUGGCAAAGGAAAGCGUCAUCCCUCUGAGUUCAUCUUAUGUAGAUGGAAACAAACAUUUAGAGUGGCAUGGAGGUGCAAAGAUUGUUGAAGAUGCGACCGAGCGUUUAUGGAACUGGGAGAAGUCUCUCAUCAACAGCAACCUUCUUCGAGACUAUCAGGGUCGACCAGUAUUCAACAAAGACCUCGACAUUCGUCAUAUCUCGGAGUCACCAGAUAUUUAUCAGGUGUCCCUCGGACCCAACGAAUACGACGCGAAGUCGGAUUUGGGUGCCCUUCUGAUAAGGGAUUCAGACUCUUCUACUGACGUGGAAUUUGAUGAGGUGGAUUUCAUAAUUGGGCACUCUGCUCACCCCUUCACCGAUUCCAUCAUCCUAGCUGGAGGCCUGCAUCCUUCAAAAGCGCGCGACCGAUAUUUGAUGCGACAGAAGGCGAACAAGGAUGCAUCACAAUCCACUGGUGUAAUGCAUUCUCAAAUUAAUUCCAUUCAAGAUGAAAAUGCCGCCGAAGAUAUGAAUGAAGAAACUAUAAAAGAAGGCGGUGAAAAUCCGGAAGGGUUACAAGCAGUCUCACCACUUUCGGUAGGGGCAGAGGCAGAGGGUGUCUUGAAGACACCCACGGAGACGACAUUCACCUCAAUGGAACCGACGUCAACCACAGCCACUAGUGCUUCGCUUCCAGAAGGAGGACCUGGAGAGAGGCAGAAGGCUCCCGUCACCGCUACCACCUCUUUGAAAGCAUUGGCACCUCAGAAACAUCGGAGAGGAAAUGACGCAACCCAAUCUAAGGCAGAGUCCAAGAGACAAGAUCGGACACGAUUUACUCGGCGAAAUCGCGGCGAUAAGCGAGCGCGUGAUCCUAUUGAAAUGCCAAAUGAAUUUCCAGUAGAUAACCUGCGAUUCGGCUUUGAAAAUGUCGCUGUUGAUUGGUGCGAGGUAGACGAGCUUGUCGGUAAAAUUUUGAUCAAUUAA